This is a messenger RNA of Haliotis rufescens (red abalone), 4798 nucleotides long. Its product is annotated as four-jointed box protein 1-like. Lineage: Eukaryota; Metazoa; Mollusca; Gastropoda; Lepetellida; Haliotidae. The coding region runs from base 2147 to 3832 and encodes 561 amino acids. The transcript has 7 exons. The record is from RefSeq and is a predicted model, not a curated record. Gene Ontology annotation, biological process: cell-cell signaling.
CCGGGACAAAGGGCUGUCUGGGACAGAGCGACAACAGCAUCGAUAGGCCCUGUGGAAAUAGCUGCUCCCUCUCUCACUACAAAUUAUGUAAUAUCUGAAGACAACUGAACAUGCAAAUCAUCAAUAGAAGAAACACUGGGGAGCCUCAAACAGCAGUUGUGUUGGGUAUUCAUAUCACGGCUAUGAGCCAAUAAGAUUGAAGAGGGUUUAUCUGUUGAGGGUAAAUCUCUCCUCAGUUUACACCUCACAGUGGCAGACUAAGCCUUGAGAAGGGACAGACAGGGCUUAGCCAGGAGAUCGAAGGACGGGAGAGCCGAGAUUGAGGCAGAGCUCGUCACAACAGUUGCGGCAGACAACGUGACGGACUACAAAUUCUCUGUAAGCUGGCAUGAGGGCUCUGUGACAAGCAAUCUACAUUCAUGACUGGGACGGUGUCAACAAAGUACACCCUCAUUCACACAACCACUUCUACAGGACAUUUUUUAACACAGGAGCAUGAUUUUGUCCCCACUGAAUGUGUUGGCUUUGUGUCGUCGGCCUGUGUGGCUGAAUGAUAUGGAGACACUACUACCACAUCACCGCAGUAGGACGACAAGCAAGGUGGUUUACGUGACAUCUUACACUUCAUGAUGACAAGUACAUCAUCGGCCCGACUGUAUAGAGUUGGAUGUGUGAGAUCCUGGCGGUACAGUUUCUAAGACGACUAUCCUUCACCAAGUUCAUCAACAUGCCAAAAGCAUUGAGACCAAUCCUGAACCAUAGGGAAUCCUGCUAGAAGAGCUCCUCCAGAUCUACAUCGAUGGUAACACCCUAGUAUCCAUGCUGCGUCAUCAGUUACAGCCAUGCCUCCACUACUCCCAUCACCACCGUCGCAGAUGUUGCAGUCUCCAAAGAGGAAGGUGUUUGCAGGCACUGGGUGACAUGUUUUUCUGACUCCCAGGCGUAAGAUGGAAUGUUUACAAUGAUGGGCUUGUGUGCAAAGGAGCCAAGUCUCGCUUGCUGAAAGUGCGAUUGUCGACAACACAUCAAACACAGAAAGACAUUCUGAUGAUCACCUGUUGCUGGCACACCUGUGCAUACAAUAAUGUAACCUAGACACACCGGUCAGGUGUGCUACAGGCGAGGGACUGACAGAUACUAAGCAACAAGUGAUACUGUCUCUACCUUGUGGAAUACAGCCAGUGAUAGACACUUCACGGUAACAACAGUGUGAUCUGACACUUGUGUUGAAAGGUAUUAUCAGAUUUAGCCAGUUUCCCAGGGAUUAGUCAAGAGUGAUCAAACAAGUGUUACACUGAUCACAUUAAAUAAAAGAUUACCUGUGCUGAACUGAUUAACGGUGCUCAGCACCACCUGGAGUUAAAGGAGCAAGGACAUGCCUCUACUUCCAUCACCAUGGAUGAAGGUAAUAAAAUAAUACAGUCCAGUUGGGAGAGUGCACAUUCUUAAUUACAGGUGUGUGUUUCACCUGUCAGGAUAAUUUCAGGUGUGUGUUACACCUGUCGGAUGGUGAUAACAGGUGUGCAUACCACAACCCCAUGUUAAUUUAACUGCAAUGAAUACAGAAACAACACUGAAGUGAUGUCAAUGGAAAUAUAUCAACUACCCAUUGUUAUCUGACGGACCCAAUUACGAGUUCUGGUCAACUGCCCACUUGAGUGGACACACUGAACGAGGUGCUGUCUGGCCUGUCAGCUGCAGCAAGCAUAUCACAAUAGGUGGGCAUUGCUAGGGGUCAGUGGAUUCCCAUGCAAGCUUGUGUCCUGCAGGUGGGCUGAAAGUCAACAGAAGCUGGACCUACCACACAAUGACAUGGGCAUUAGUGGGGAACAAUUUGUAACACACUGUGUUUCCCUCCAUUGCUGUGAGUUUACUAGUUCAUUCUGAGUGUUAUCACCCUGCUAUGAGGGGAAUGCACCAAGUUAUAUUCUGACAAGUUCAUAUUGUGCUCAAGACUGGAUGUUAAUCACAAUUAAACAGUGUGCAGUUUCGUGGCUACUUGACGGAUGUCUUCAAUUUAUUCAAUGACAGAAACAAAGCUUUAAAUGGUCAUCAUCCUCCGUGGGUAAAUCAGUCAAAAUGAUCAGUAUUACAGAUCCCGAGAAAUCCAAAAUAUCCACAAGCAUUAUCUAGCUACUCCUACACCAUGAGAAGCUUCAGUAUGAGGAGGGUGAAGACCCUCUUUCUGACAAUCUUCUCAUUCGGUUUCUGUUUUGUGUUACUGCUCAAUGUGAUGAUACAUCAGCUCAACAAUUCCGACCGUGACAUGGAUGUUCAUGUCAGCGCAGCAAACCCUUCGGCGUACAGGAUGAAGCUGCGGCAACUGUCACAGCAGCACGACAACAACUACAUCCAUGCUGCAGGGUCACCGUUGGUGGACAGGAAGCCCCAGGCUGCCCAGGACUCAGAGUAUGGUCAACGCAAGGGGGUCGUCUUGCCGCGGAAAAGGGAGAGAAUGCAGCAUGGCAUCGUUAUUGAAAGUGACAGAAUGGCAAAAGAUAAACCAGCUGUGUUUAGGAAGGUUGAUAAAUUUUUGUUCCCAAAUCGGAGAAAAGACAUCGACGACGACUACUCCUACGAAGAGGACAUUGAGAAGGUGGUGAUUCAGGAUGAGGACGAAGAAGGGGAUGAGAAGGACGAGUUUGAGGACGAUGACAUCGACCCAGACGAAGACUAUGAUGAGGAUGCUGCAGAUAGAAACCCUCCAAAUGUGUUUGAUAAUCUGAAGAAUUCAUCCAAAGAGGUUUUCACAAAACCGCCGUUACACUUCCAGGAGGUCGGUGUGCCUACCGUGACUCAAGCAGUGACAAAGAUGUUCCCACACCAAGUGGUGGUGGACGCAAUAUACUGGUCGCCGCAAGUUGAGCAACUCAUUCCAAAAGGCAUGUCCAACUACAGCCUGAUUGGCUGGGUCAGGAGGAUGCGAGUCACUCACGUCAAGAGUCUCCAGCAACCGUCUUGGGAUCGCUGCGGACGUCCCAAGAAUGGAUUUGUUGUCAUGGAGGAUGGGACAACUAUGUGUGCCCGAUACCGCCACCCCCACGACACACUUGUGUUAGGUGAGGUCCUCUCCUUCUACCUGUCGAUGUUGUUGGGGAUGGACAACGUUCCAGCGGUGCUGCUGUCCCAGGUCAACGACUCGUCGAUCCACUGGCGGAGUCAAGACACUGAAGCCCUGGGGUGGGGCAACAACCAAUAUGUGGCCCUCAUUCAGUGGAUCGACAAUAUGAAUUCCCGCAGAGCUCAUGUGCAGAUGCCACAAACGAUCCUGGAGGCGUAUCGUGCCGGGGACAUCGUCAACUCCGACACCAUUGUAGAGAAGAAGUUAAGUGCUGAGGCACUGUCGGACGUCGUCCAGUGGGGCGCCAUGGUCAUCUUCGACUACCUCACGGGCAACUAUGAUAGAGUGGCCAGUAUGCAGGAUGCAGCAGAAAAAGAGAAAUCACCAAAGAUAAUUCAAGAUGACAUUCGUAACCUUCGUAAAUCUACAACAACGGGAAAACUCUGGUUGAUAGAUAACGAGAGCGGUCUCCUUGACGCAUACGACCUCCUGUACCAUAGCGGCAGCAACGGCGACAACUUCCUCCAUUUCCACAAGGAGAUGCUGCAGGCGAUGUGCAUCUUUCAGAAGUCCCUCGUCGACGCUCUGUACCAGCUCCACGGCAGCAUCAGCCCCCACGAGGUGCUCGAGCAUUACGCCAGGACGUACGAGCCUCUCAUUGAUGCCGUUCAGAAAGACGCUACCUAUAAUUUAUUUAAGACAAUGUUUUCUAAAAGACUUGGUGAGGUCAUUCAAUGGAUCAAGUUCUGCAAGGAUUCUCACAGGAGGUGACGAACAUGGAUUUUUAAUUGUUCCUUCUGUAUAUUUUGUUUCAUUUAACGUAAACAGUCCCAAAUUGUGCUUGUGGUGUGCUGAAGACGAGAAUGUGAUUCAGUGACCUAAAUGUUAUUCAGUUCAUCCACCGACUUGAAUGUGAUUCCUUGCAUCCAGUGACCAGAAGAUGAUUCAGUGAAUCCAGUGACCAGAAGAUGAUUCAGUGAAUCCAGGGACUUGAAAUGGAUCCCAUGUUGACAGCACCCACUUUUUCAGACUUUGUCACGUGGGUAUUUUGUGCAUCUGAAUCGAACUAAAUGCUAACCUUGGUCUGAAUGUGACUGAAAAAAAUAGAAAGACUGACAUUCCUAAAGACAUAACUUAUUUUGUUGGAUAUUGUCCUUCAGUGAAUUUGGGUUGAUUUGUCAGACAAGUGCUUUGGACGUGGUUCAAGAUGGAGCUAUGGUUCAGUCUGAGACGGGAAUAUGUGGUGUGUGGUGGAAUACUUUCACUGCUGAUGAGUAAACUUAAGUGAAUCUCCUGGGUCGUUUACUUGUUUCACUAUCUGCUGCCUAAUUUUUCACAUGAUGAAUAAAAUUAAGAUUAUAAGAAAUCUGUUUCAUCCCUCCGAGUCUUCAAAUAUAUUUCAGUAAUUAAAUAUCCAUCAACAUGUUCAAUAAUUUACAAAGGAAGGAAAAUACUCUCUCACAAAUGAAAUGUUACAAGGGUAAAAAAAUUUAUAUCAGUUCAAAUUAUAAAAAAAACGAAAUGAUUUUUUUUUGGUUGAAAUUCAAAUACCUACUCUAUUGCUAUUAAAUGUCAGCAAACAAGUAAACAAUGGCCGGAUAUAUAUGUUGAUCGGAAAUCCAUUGUCAGUGUAUGAAGAAGCAUGGUUCUAUGUCUCUCAUCUGUAUAUCGUGGGUGUUAUUGUAAAUUAUUUGUCAUGUUUUUUUUUCUGUCAUGUAUUAAAACGGUUGAAACCUU